Messenger RNA from Sphaerulina musiva SO2202, 3155 nucleotides. RefSeq lists its product as uncharacterized. The record is from RefSeq and is a predicted model, not a curated record. Gene Ontology annotation, biological process: DNA synthesis involved in UV-damage excision repair; nucleotide-excision repair, DNA gap filling; DNA replication. The coding region runs from base 1 to 1392 and encodes 463 amino acids. Gene Ontology annotation, cellular component: nucleus; delta DNA polymerase complex. Gene Ontology annotation, molecular function: DNA-directed DNA polymerase activity. The transcript is spliced from 3 exons. Lineage: Eukaryota; Fungi; Ascomycota; Dothideomycetes; Mycosphaerellales; Mycosphaerellaceae.
AUGGCGCAGGAGUAUAGCGAGUAUCUCGCCGCGAGCGUGCUGAACGAGCAGCAGCUGGUCAGCUACCGCAGCCUGAGCCGGGCGUUGAAGGUGCACAGCAAUCUGGCCAAACAGAUGCUGUAUGAGUUCCAUCACAAACAGAACAGCAAGAAGCCCGACAGCGUGCACGCAACAUACCUCCUCGCCGGCACGAAACUCGAGGCCACGGCCAAUGGCGCAACCGGGACGACCAGCCACGAAGAUGGCGAGGACACCAAGAUGCGAAGCAGUCCGCCGCUGCCGAGUAGUUCUUUUCAACGUCCUAAAGAGGAUGAACGCGAAGCAGUGGCCACUAGGACAGUCAUGAUCGUCAAAGAGGAGAACUUGAUGCAGGCCAAAGCAUCGUUCGACACCAUCACCGGCAUUCACAUCUACAGCGUACAAGCCAAAGGCCUUGGCGAUAUACAUACACUGGCCGAGCGCAAACGCGAAUUUGCGGCAGACCAUGCAUUGGAGGACCCAUUGAAAGAGUGGAAACAGUAUGGCGUGAUACAGAACCCGAAUGUGAAGAGGAGAGAGAGGCGGAAUGGAGCACCUCCUGCCAUGCCUGCGAAGACAAGAGACACUGCGCCAGCGAAGAAGAAGGAGACUGUGCCUGAAAUUAAGGAUGAACCGGCGAAGGAUAAAGGUGUUCCCACGCUCACCAAGCAGGCUUCUACCAUUUCCAACACCUCUGCCAAGACCGAAACUGAGCCCACAAGAGCUACGACGGGUAAGCCCACGGCCAGUCAGAAAGACUCAUCGAGCAUCUUCAAAUCUUUUGCAAAAGGCGCUGCUGCUGCUGUCAAGUCGAAGAAGACAGAAUCUCAGCAGAGCUCAAAAGCGCCUUCGCCUGAUCCCGCCGAGGAUGUCCCAAUGACUGGCUUUUCCGACGAUGACGACGAUGACGAUGAUGGCAGCGCUGGCCUCCCAGACACGCCCGCAACAACUGAACCAAGCGGGCCAUCCAAGAAGGAACGAAAAGCGAAUCUGGAAGCGAUGAUGGACAUGGAGGAUGAACCUAUGGAGGAUGCCGUUGCAACACCUGAGGCUGGCAGAGAUGAGGACGAGGAGCAGCACGAUGAAGGAGCUAUCGACAUUCCUGCUGCUAACGAAGAGCCGAAAGAGUCAGUGAUUGUGGAGAAUGGUAGGCGACGUGGGCGCCGGAGGGUGAUGAAGAAGAAGACAGUCAGGGACGAGGAGGGAUAUCUCGUUACGCGAGAAGAAGCUGCAUGGGAGUCCUUCUCGGAAGACGAGCCCGCGCCCAAGAAGGCCAAAGUAUCUGCCCCUAUGGCUUCGACAAACAAGACUACCGCAAAGAAAGGUGCAAAGCCAGGGCAGGGGAACAUCAUGUCUUUCUUUGGGAAGAAAUAAGCGUUAUAUCUCCGAACAACUCUCAUCCCUACGACACAUCCUGUCUCAAAAGCCUUGCCGAUGUUCCCUGAUCAACGACAAUCUUUCUCUGUGUCCUGGCAUGGCUCAGAGCAUUAAUCUCCUCGAGAGACUCGUCAACUCCAGUCGACCUUUUCUGCUGGACUUGAGCAAAGCGUGGUCCGCAAACAGAAUUCCUCCUAUCCUGUUUAUCUCUCACCAGCCACUUCCAGAUCUCCCGCUCAGCACACGUCGCUACCCCAUCCAAUGUCCUCGCCUGUCCAAUAUUUCCAUCACAAUCCGGCAUGUGUUGCAACGCAUCAUCAAACACCACGAACCUCGCAUCCUCGAUGACUUGUCCCGCAUCCCAAGCCUCUUCAUACGAACCCAGAUACCCCAUAUGCUCACCUUCCCUUUUGCUAAAUUCCGAAGCUCGGAGCAGAUAAUUACGGUGCGGCAAAAACGUCGCUUCGUCGAACAAUAUGUUCAACGUCGCCAAGAAGCUCAAUUUUACCUCUUGCUGCACAUCACUCUGAUCACCGAAGAACCUCACGACAAGCCUUUCGAACGUCAACGUGUCCGGGUUCGCGAGAAUCAUCAGAUCUGAAAGUGAAUUAUCAUCCUUCCAAUAUGCCCUCGGCAUUGCCACUGCAGCAUCAGAAAAGUGAAACAUCUCAUCCAUCGGCCGGAGGAUCGUUGAAGCUGUGGUAUCCACAUACACAAUUCGUGUGUACUGCGUCUGAUUGAACAUCAAGACUUUGCCGUACUCAGCACUCAAAGCUUCCAACCCAAAUAACGACGAUGUCGGCACCGGUUGUAAAGUUGCCCGAUAUUCUCUCUCGGCUCGUCUGAGAAGUCUGGCAAUGUCAUCUUGGAGCGGCGCUGUACUGGAACCCCUUGCUGCUGCUAUCCAUUCCUGCGGAUAGGCGAGAAGCCGAGUGGCGUUGGCGUGCAAGCGAUGCAACGACUGAAUAUGUGUGAGAGCCGCGCAGAGAGAUUCUGCAUCGUACGCGUAAAAGCUAUACGCGUACUGCGACCAUGCGGGAUCAUCCACCGCAGCAAUGGUGGACCCUGAGACUGGGUAAUCGUCGUCGGAGAAGGAGGAGUCCUGCAGGAAGGCAUGGAGGUUAUAUCGAAAAUUCUCGAUGCGCUGUUGGAGGUGUCCGUGGACACUCCAGAAUAGCAAGAUCAUGGCGAUGGAUAGGACGAUGCGUUCGUGGAAUCUACUCCAUUUUCUCCAGAAAGCUGUGCCACUGCUGCUGCUACCACUCCACGUCCGUGGCUGCUUCGACUCCUCGCAUGGAGUAGAGGAGGAGGAAAAGGAGGGUAAUCGAAAUUUGGGACUAUCGAGGGUUGGCCAUGUGCCAUAUCGGCCUCCGCUUUCGCUGCUGGCGACACGAGUCCCGCGAAUGGGAGAGGGGAACCAUUCUUUGCCGAGAGAUUUUGUCGUGUAGAAGGAGGACAUUGUUGACGGAGUUGUUGUCGUUGUUGUUGGAAAACGAAUGUUGCGGGCGAAAGAGAUGUGCGAGUGGAAGGAUUGAGGUGGGGGAAAAAAUAUGCAAUGCCUCUCUCUUCGUUAUCGCGCAAGGGGUUUGAUGGGUUGGUAUGUGGAAUGCUACGCUCUUACGACGUGUACUCCCUUCCCCCAAGGACAGCACACCUCAUCCUUUCGAGACCGCGCGAGACAGCAAUCGCGAAAUCUGGACUAGGCCCCUUCCUUUGAGGCCCACACAGCAGCAAACACGAGUCAACCGCAUAUAUCAGCC